AUGCCUUCAAGGAAAAAAGAAAGGAGAGUAAGUUCUUCAUUUUCUGAAGCUCUAUCUGUCUCUCUAGGUUUACAAGAACAAGGUAACUUAAGGUCUACUGAAAGGGCUAAUGUUAAGAGGAAUGCAAUAUUUGAUGAGUUUCCACUCGAGUCAACUAAUUCAUUGACACUGCCUGACAGCAUGUCAAUGAAAAAUAAUACAGUCAAUAUUAAUGAUAAACUGGUACCCGACAAUUCAAAAAAUAGAACCUUUUAUAAUGAUUCCAUAUAUCCUCCCGAAAAUAAGACUAGUAUGAAGUCAAUAACUGUUGCAGAUAUUUUACAUAGACAAACAGCUGAAUUAUCAAAAACCUUUUAUGAUUCAAACUUCACGGAUAAAGAUGUGAAAGAUUAUAUAGAUAUUAUCGACAAUGAUGUGGCAACAUCUAACGAGAGCGAUAGCAAUUCAACGCCAGAACCUUAUUUGGGAGAUGAAUACGAUCAACACAGAUUGGCCAUUAGGACCCAAAAAUCGCCAAAUAUAGCAGAUGAUGAACAAAGCAGACUACUGACUCCUUCGUCUUCUAUAAUUGGAGCUGAACUAGACUUGGAAGCACAUUAUGAUGAAUUUGAACCGGUUCGAAUGGAUGCUAGUAGUAUUAAUCGACAGAAUGAAUCCAAGUUAAUAGAUUUUUCACAAAUAUUGCAUUAUUUUCCAGCAGCAGUGCUAGGAUUAUUACUUAAUAUUCUAGACGCAUUAUCAUACGGUAUGAUUAUAUUUCCAAUAACAGAACCAAUAUUUGCUAAUAUGGGUACUGCAGGUAUAUCUAUGUUUUAUAUAUCAUCCAUCAUUUGCCAAUAUAUUUUAUCAGGUGGGUUUUCCAGCUUUCCAACUGGGAUUGGCAGUGAAAUGAUAGAAAUUACUCCAUUCUAUCACACAAUGGCAUUGGCAAUAAAAAAUUCGCUUGAUGUUCAGGAGGAAAUUAUAAGCACAACUAUCUUCUGUUAUGUCAUUAGUUCAUUGGUUACUGGUUUAGUGUUUUACUCGUUAGGUAAAUUGAAAUUGGGGAAAAUAGUAGCCUUUUUCCCUCGUCAUAUUUUAAUAGGAUGCAUCGGCGGUGUUGGUUAUUUUCUAGUGGUAACUGGUCUAGAAGUUACUACACGAGUAGCCAAAGUUGAGUAUUCAUGGGAAUUUUUAUCUUAUUUAUUGUCCGAUUUCAAUAUAAUCGGUAAAUGGUUAACUCCAAUACUCCUGACAACUAUUUUAAUAUUUACUCAGCAUCAUUUUCAAAAUUCAUUGGUACUUCCCUCAUUUUACAUAAUUACAAUAAUCCUAUUCCAUUUCAUUGUCGCCUUAGUACCGAUGUUGUCAUUAAAUAAAUUGAGAGAUUCUGGGUGGAUCUUUCCUCUUACCAACUCUAACGACAAGUGGUUUGAUCAUUACAAAUAUUUUAAUGUUUAUAAUGUGUCUUGGGUAUUAAUAUUAAAACAAAUGCCUACAAUGUUAGCAUUGACAUUUUUUGGUAUUCUGCAUGUUCCAAUCAAUGUCCCUGCAUUGGCUAUGUCAUUAAAUAUUGAUAAGUUUGAUGUUGAUAGAGAAUUUAUUGCACAUGGUUAUUCUAACUUUCUUAGUGGUUUAUUUGGUUCGGUCCAAAAUUAUUUGGUUUAUACAAACAGUGUGCUAUUUAUUCGUGCGGGUGCAGAUUCACCUAUUGCUGGAUAUUUACUGAUUGUGUUAACUGCUAUCGUAAUGUUGAUAGGUCCUGUAAUUAUUUCUUUCAUCCCCAUUUGCAUAGUAGGUUCAUUAAUAUUUUUAUUAGGAUAUGAACUACUUAUUGAAGCUCUACUAGAUACGGUAGGCAAAGUUACUUUUUUUGAAUAUACAACAAUCAUUAUUAUUGUUUUCACUAUGGGAAUUUAUGAUUUUGUUUUAGGUAUCAUUGUCGGUAUAUUGUUGGCAUGCAUUAAAUUUAUGGUCGAUGGAACUAAACUUCAAACAAUAAAUACCGAAUAUGAUGGAACAAUUGCUAAAAGUACUGUAUACCGUGACUUUAUUCAAUCAAAAUUUUUGGACGGAAUUGGCGAGCAAAUAUAUCUCAUUAAAUUACAAAAUGUUUUAUUUUUUGGUACAAUAAUCUCGAUAGAAGAAAAAAUUGACACUCUCUUACAAUUGAGUGACAGUGAUUCCUCUAAACAUCGAAUAAGGUAUUUGAUACUAGAUUUUAAAAACAUUAACGAUGAUAAUAUCGAUUAUUCUGCUGCUGAAGGUUUUAAUAGAAUAAAAAGGUUCACCCAUGGAAGACACAUAAAACUGAUCAUAUCAUCUAUAACUCAUACUGAUAAAAUAUAUAAAGCUUUCAAUAAAAUUGGACUAUUACAGGAUAUUGAAUUAUUUUCAGAUCUUAAUAAUGGUUUGGAGUGGUGUGAAAAUAAGUACCUUGAAAAGUAUAGAGAACUUCACGAAAAAGCCAAAAAGAGACUGCAUUCUAGAAUGAGUAUUCUUCAGGAUAAAAAUAUUAGUUCACGUCAAAUAAAUUCAACCUCUUCCGAUGGAAACGAAUACCAAUCAAGCCAAAGAUUGAUGUCACUGCCUUUGAAUACUCCUCGUAACCAUCAACUUUUGUCUGUUGCUAGAAAUGUUUUUAAAAAUGAAACUCAGGCAGUUAGCAGGUUCAAAAAUUUAGAUAAUGGUGAAGAUGCAUUCACACAGCUAUUAUUACAAUCAAUAAGAAGAUUUAGACCUGAUGUAUUUUCUGAAUCUAAAGAUAUUAGAGCCCAAGAGAUCAAGUUUUGGACACAGUUGGCACCAUAUUUUAACAAGAUUUUUGUUGAGACGAACUCCACUUUUCUAAAUGAAAACAACUUCUUUUUCUUACUAGAUUCAGGUGUAAUAAAAGUUACUCAUGAUUUGGCACCGGGAAAGCUGUCAGAAACUAUGCUGAGCAGAACUAGUUAUGGUAUUUUAUCCAGUAAAAAUAAUAGAACGUACAAAACCCACAAAGUAACUUUUAUUCCUGAAACUAAAUCUGUGAUUUGGUUAAUUGAUAGUGAGGGUUUGAAAAAAAUGGAAAAAGAAAAUUUAAAGUUAUACUCUGAAUUGACUUUAUUAAUAAUGUCCAUUUCAGAUUACAGAUUCAAAGCUCUGCUUGGCUAUACAUUGGUUAAUGCAUAA
This is a messenger RNA of Tetrapisispora phaffii CBS 4417, 3150 nucleotides long. RefSeq names its product Vsb1p (gene VSB1). The coding region runs from base 1 to 3150 and encodes 1049 amino acids. Lineage: Eukaryota; Fungi; Ascomycota; Saccharomycetes; Saccharomycetales; Saccharomycetaceae. The transcript has a single exon. The record is from RefSeq and is a predicted model, not a curated record. Gene Ontology annotation, cellular component: membrane.